Manduca sexta (tobacco hornworm) is the source of this 6464-nucleotide messenger RNA. RefSeq names its product WD repeat-containing protein CG11141. The transcript has 9 exons. Bases 137 to 2131 code for a protein of 664 amino acids. Gene Ontology annotation, molecular function: protein binding. The record is from RefSeq and is a predicted model, not a curated record. Lineage: Eukaryota; Metazoa; Arthropoda; Insecta; Lepidoptera; Sphingidae.
GUCAAUUGUCAAUAAUUUUGUGACGCGGAGACUUGUAUUUUCUUUAUUUUGCGCGAAUUUAAUUUAGAAUUUUAUUAAAUUUUAAGACAUGAUAAAUUUGAUGUCACAUAACAUAUUUGCUGACAAAUAAUUAUCAAUGAUGGAAGUUUCUAGUGGCGCCGAGGAAGGCUUUGUACGAGAGUGGACCCCUUGUUCCCAUAUUUUGAAUUUAAUACCACCUCGUAUACAGACUGGUAUAUUUUCUAGUGAAUUAUGUUUGACCUGUGUUGACGCGGUGACGGAGUAUAUAGCUCUUGGCACGAACGUGGGGCUCGUUUACUGGUACGAUAGGAAAAAGGGAACUAUACAAAAAUUAAAAUGCGAGACAUCAAACUCUCCGAUAACGUAUGUGAAGAUAGUGAGCACGGUGGACUACAUGGUAGGCGCGGGCAACGCCGCCGGCCAAGUCACCGUGUUCCAGAUCCCGAAAGAACACCCUGAGAACGUCCCCGACACCUUCAAACCUAAGGUGGAGCCCAAGGUCGAGAGGUAUACGAUAGGAGACCUUCACAAAAGUAAGAUCACAUCUAUAGAGUGGUCCAAGAACGGCAUGCGGCUGUUUUCUGGCGACAAGAAUGGAGUUAUAAUCAUGACAGAGAUCGACUUUUACAUGCACCUGUGCAAGUCGAUGGAGAUAGUGAACGAGCAGCACGAGAUAGUCCAGAUGAGCUACCACCAGAGCACGCUGCUGGUGUCGAGCGUGUACCGCAGCAUCGUGUGCACGCGCCGCGCCGGCUGGCACGCCUGGCACGUCAGCCAGCUCGGCAAGCGGGAGAGGAAGAGCCUAUGCGCGCUGGGUGCGGUGGUGUGCCACUGGUACAGCGGCGCGCCGGCCGCGGUGUACUGCGCGCGGCCCGGCCUGCGCCUGUGGCGCGCCGACCUCUCCGGCGACGUGCUGCAGACGCUGCUGUUCAAGGAAGCAAUUUCAAACCCGCUAACUGUCGCCGAGUUGCUCAACCCUUCCGCGCGCAAGCACUCGCACUCGGAGCGGGAAUACAACCUGGGACCUUUGUUCGUGUUCCGCGACCACUUCCUGGUCUCCCAUAACCAGCACUUCCUGUACGUGUUGGACCCGAGGUCGCUCACCGCCAUCGCCGUCGUCGAUGACUUGCGCAGGAUCCUGUCGGUGUCGGUGCACAAGGACGAGAUCUGGGUGCUGGAGGGCCCGCGCUCGCUGCUGCGCCUCGCGCACGCGCCCGAGCCCGCCGCGCAACACGCAGAGGAGCCCAUCACACUGAUGACGAAAUCACUCACCACAUCCAUACAACAAGCAGUGAACACGGUCCGCGACUUCACGCAUAUAGACCAGACGGUGCCGUAUAUCACUAGCGUGCUCGAACAACCGAUAUCGAUGUUCACUAAAAACGAAAACAUCGACAACGGUGCCGUCGCCAGCGCUGAGGAAUGCUUCGAGCUGCCGCCAGUGAAGAACCUGCCAAUCGAUAUAUCGGAUAACGUUCUAGAAUCGAUUAUAAACGAGUUUAGAGAUGUGAGCGAUUCUGAGGAAUUCCGAAGGGCCAAGUCUGAGGAGCUGCAGAAGAAGUUGAAGUUGUACAAUAGUAUUAUGGAGCGUAAGUGUGAUGAGGAGCUGAUCCAUAGUCGUAGGAGUCGGAGGCGGGAGACAGGCUCCGGGGCCAGCACGCCGCGACUCGCCACGCCUGUCAGGAAGCCUGAUAAUGUCAGCUACACCAGCCCCUGUGUCAUGGACAUCAGUGUUUAUGGAAACAUCAAAGACCAAAACGACGAAUUGCUUGAAAAGCAGAUAGAAGAGAAAGAGAAGAUUCUAGCAAAAAUGUUGAAUUUAGAAUCACUAAGCAUCACCACGUCCAAAAUAGAGACUGAAGAAACGAAACCAGUGGAACCGACGUACAAAGAGAUAGAAGUCAAACCGGUAGAUAUAGAGAGUUCGAAACCGACAAAACCGGUGAAAAAUAUAGAACCUACCCCCAUUGAUUUAGUACCUAAAGUGGUGAAAUUACCUAACACUUGGAAUUUGGAGAAUAUAGAACUGAAAUUAGAAGCUAAGAAUGGUUUUAGGGACCGCGUCAUAUCGCCCGAUGAUCACCUGGACAGCGAGUGGGAGAUCAUAUGAUGUAAGCGUAACAAUUAAAUUAUGACGUAAUUAGACGUUACGUAAUAAUUUGAGGUUCGAUAUCAAUUUCGAAUUAGGAAUAAUAUUAACGACUAUUUUGAAAGCAGGUUUUAUUUUUCUUAUAUUUUUUUUAUUUAACACGACCAAGGAGUUUUGAACAUUUUGGGAUUAACUUGAAGUGGACGGCUGUAAAGGCUUUGUCAAAAAAAAAAUGUUGUAACCAGAGAGACUAUAAUUUUAAUUUAGAUAACUCAAGACCGCCAUUAUUAGGCUCUCGAUUUGUCUAUUUCUAAAGGUAAGGGUAAAGUGGGACGUUUAUAGGCGGAAGCCAUAUUUAUUCGGACUUGCCGGCGAGUCCAGAAACUUGAAUUAACAACGUAUUGAUUGUCGAUAUCUUAACCAUAAUUCGCGAAUCACGCACACCAUUCGCGAGAAUAAAUAAAUUAGUACAAAUAUUUUCAGAGCCGGCGUUGUUUUCUAAUUUCGCAGCAAUGAUAAUUGUAACGGGUUAAUAAAAAAAGAUAAUAUCAAAAAACAUUUGUCAUUAAUAAAUUAAUAUUGAAUUACUAUAUGUUCAAUUAAAGAAGGUGACUUCUGUUUAACGGAUUUAUUGAGAGAUAAUACAGAUGGUACCAUUUCGAAGUCUCUGUUCGACAAGUUAUAAAUAAAACUGUAGUUAUAUGAAUUUAUUGCUAUUUCACAAAGCACUUAAUAUUUGAUGGUAUAGCUAUUAAGAAUGGAAACUAUUGUGAUGGGGUUAACAUGCCUAUAUCAGUGUCAUCUCGUGCAGUGUGCUUAGUAAAGGGGCGGAUGUAGAAAUAAUUAGCUGCAACUAAUAGCUCUUUGAAAUUAUACAGCAAAUUAAAUCGGGAAACUCCGCCCCUGCUUUAGUUAUGUAGGUGAAAAAAAACAGAUGCAUUUAUUUGUUGCUUAUUUAAUGUUAAUGUGUGAAUUGUAUUCAUAGUCCACGAUAUCAUAAUAAACGAUGUAGAUUUGCUUAAAAUUAUCACAAGCAUCUGACACGCAGCCGUGUAGAGUGCGAGCCAUGUCAAAAAAGCAUUGGUAGAGCAUGUUUUAUAUGAACGUGAUUAUACGUAAAGCAGUGACUGCUGGUUUAGCUGGUUAGGAUAUAUUUUGUAUCCCCCUGUAUAACGAUCAUCAUACACAACGUCCAAUAAGCGUGUCGGUCCGGAACCAAUCUGUGUGUAUCCUGUUCAAACAGGCCGGCAUAAUUGUGUCGACUGGCGACUAUCAUCUAUCGUCAGUUGACAUUCUGUGCCCGUAUAAAAUAACGUCAUUAUACGUUCUUCGCUGUUGCAGUGGAUACCAAAUAGUGUUUAUAAAUAACAGUUUUUUGGACUAUACGGUUAGGUAUGAUUCUGGAUGACAGUCGUACAAGAAUCAACAUAGUUUUAGGGAGUGGCAUUUUUAAUCUAAGUUUUUUACAAGCGUAUCACAAUUUCACAAUUAUAAUAGGGCGGGAGGUAUGCUUUUUGUAUUAUUAUAUGUAGUAUUUUUGCAAUAUAGUUGGAAAGGCGGUAUGUUAUUUAUUUUUAAAAUGAGACAAAGUCGCAUAUUAAAGCGAUAGUUCAUUUUCAUUCACAAACACACGCCCCUCUACUCGCUAACAGUGUGUGCGAGCAGUAUUCGUACACACGCACACUGCCGUGGACAGCGCCGAGGCUGCGGCUUGGGUCUGUCUACAAAGCACCAUAGAUCAAAAAAUGGUUGGGCGCGUCUUCGUCAAUGAAAUUAUCUAUAUAAAAAACAUCGCUCUCUUAAUAAAAUAACGACCUAUUGCAAAAUUGUUAAUUUGUGGGAGUCGUCCAAAAAUUCAUUCCUGUUUGCGACCUUUUUUAUUUUUCCUUUUUUUUUCAUGCUAUAGCGUUCAUUUUUGACUUACUUACCUUAACAGUUUCAAUUGUAUAGCAACUUAAAGAAAAACGGUUGCAAACAGAAAUGAGUUUUUUGACGAUUCCCACAAAUUAACAAUUUUGGAAUAGGUCAUUGUUUUAUUAAGAGAGCGACAUAAUGUUUUGAAUAUAAUUUGAUAUCAAGAAUUUUAAAUUUCUUCCAUGUUUUUUUAAAGGUUUCGAAGUUUAUAUCUAUGUUUUUAUUGCUUUUGUGUUUUCUUAUGACUAUAAUCCAUAAAAAAAAUUAUACAUUACGUUUGACUGAAUUACUGAUUUAACAUUCUCUUUUUUUUAUAUUAUCUGAAUUAUUUUUUGUUUUAAUUGUUCUUUUUUACUUUUUUUUUAUAUUAUUUUAUGAUGUUUUAUGGGUCAAAGACUAUAACACCAAAGGGGGACAUAAGUAUUUGUUUUGUUGGCUUUAAGAAACAAUUUAUUUUUAACACACAUGUUUUGAUGUGACAUAAUAAUGACUACAAAGGCUCUUAAUUUUUUUCAUAACUAUCGUUAAAUGUGGGUAAUGCGAAUGAAAGUUGAUAGGGAUUUUUAUUGUAAAUUGACAAAUAUACACUGUUGGUGAUAGUAUAAUGCCGCGUCUAAAAAAACUACAUCAGAUUGAUAACUUUUACGGCGAAAUAUACCUAAAUAUGUCGAGGUUUACCUUGCAUUUGAUGGACAAAUUUUAAUUUGGCUAUAUUCGUUACUUUUACGGUAUUUACCAGUGCUAAUGACGUGAUAUUGCAUUAUCUUCGACGAAAUGUGACAAUGUAGAAGUUACAUUCCCGUUCACACCUUCAUUCAAGUUCAUUCAAUUAUAAAUGAUUAAAAAGUGAUUUUAUUUGAUCUGAUAUCAACAUAAUUUUGUCAAACUAAAUUCUAAAACUUUUAUUAUUGUAUUAUUUUUAUGUUGAAUAUUUUUGUAUAUUUUUAUUGAAUUGAAAUUGUAUAUAACUUAUAAAUGCUAAAUCGAAAUGAAUUAAGCUUGAAUGAAACACAAUUUUUAUAAUGUUAAUUAAGUAUCCAUUUUUCCAAUCAAUUGAUUAGUCUAGUAUUUCUGGGUUCGAUCCAUAGAUCUAUCUUUUUUUGUGUUCAUCGAUUUGAAAUAUGUGAGUUUCCAACUAGAUCCAUUAAUUUGCACGUAGAAAGCGCUGUUUAUAGCAAGAAAAGUUUAAAAAUUGCGUUCAGGAUAUUUGAGACUUGGUUCUGUUCCCAGUUCAGGCAAUAUAAAGUUUUUUUCGUGUUCAAGAUUUGCUUCCCCAAAAAGGUUGAUGAUACGAUAUCAUUUGUUAAACUAACCCAAAUCGUUUUUACAAUAUAAUAUCGAUGGUUGUAAAGCCAAUUUGACUAGAACGACAUUAUUUCCAUAAAGUUGAAAUUCAUUUAAAGACGCAGAAAAAUACGCUGAAUACAAAUAUUAUGUGUACAAGUUAAUAGUGCGUAAAUUCGCUUUACCGCCUUUUUAAAUAAAGGAUCUUAAUCGCUUUUAUCGAUCGCGAAAAUAGACCAAUCAGAACAAAGCUUCUGACAUCCUUACAAAUGACUUUUUCUGAUUGGUUUGUUUUCGGGAUGAAAUUGGGGAUUAAGAUUGGGAUCGCUUGAUUAUUGAUUAACGGCCAUUAGUUAUUUAGCUUUACAAUCGUCGAUAUGUGAAAUUGUAACGUCGACCUCAAAUUAGAAAAGAAUUAGAAAAAGAUCUCGUUUUAAGUCUAUUUUGAUUAUUCUUUUGAACCCCAUGUUACUAUAAUUACGCGAUUUUACUUUCAGGCGAUAGAUAUUAAGAUUUACAUCACAUAUUUAUAUCUGCAGUGUUUUAGGAACAAAAUAAUAUGCUUAUUGUUUACAAUGUUAAUAACGAACAAUAAUAAUAAUAAUAAUAAUUAUUGAAAAAUGAUUUCUAUCUGAUUGGAAAUACUGAACAAAAUCACUUACGCGGUGGUAUAGAUGUAGAUAAAUUAAUAUUGUAAUAUCUAAAUAUCCUUCUACCAGUAUAGUAAUAUCAUCUUAAUAGCCGGUGUGAAGUUAGUCAAUUAACCAUCAUAGCUCUGUAUAAAUAAAAUUACACCUGUUGCUAGGUUCAGACCGGAUAUAUUUUGGUGAUAGCUAUAAGUCUUUUUAAACCUAUUUUCAUCAGAUCAACAACUGACUGAAUAAAUUAUAGUCAAUUUUGACUUGAUCUUUAAGGCUAUUUAUUGGGUAGUUCGUGACGCUCAACAUGUUUACAGCAAAAUUGCGUAACAUUAUGCCCGUAUGUACAAUUAAUAUACUUAUUUUGCCUAACAUGAUGCGGCUAACUUGUCUAGUAAAUACAUGACUUACUGCAAUUAAUGUUUUGUAUAGUGCGUAUGGAGGCGAGCCACUUAUUUGUGAUAUUUUAGUUUAAGCUGAAUGUAUUUUUUGCGUAUUAAAGUAUUUCACACGAGAAA